ACUCAGCACGCUGCUGCAAGUUUCGUCGAGAUGUGCAUUAUUCACACAGGACUCAAUCAGGGCUUCUCUCUCGACUCCAACAAACGCCUCAUUAUCGCUGACCUAGACUUAGCGGGUGCGUCUGCCGCAACUAGCACUGCUCAUCUACCCACUGCGCAGCAUCUACAACAAUCUCGUCCGCUGAUAAAGAAAACCCCCGCACAGUGGAUUCUACUCUCUCCAGGAUCCAUCACAUCCAUGCGACAUGAACAGCACAUACACCACAUCAAAAACAAAGAUGCUGGAAUGCAGGCCUUCCGCGAACUACAACGCAUGCAAAUCGGCAAAGUGUUCACGUUCAAACGCCCUGGAAACCAAUCCAUGAACUACUUCUUCCUAAAGAAGAAUUAUGAACAUGUCACCCGAGAGGAGGGACAGAGAUUUGUCGCAGGUUUGAAAAGCCACAAUGUCACCCUCACACACUACCAACAUCAACUCAUGAAUACAAGAAACAAACACGCAAUGGAAGCAGUGAAGCUAUUCCAAAUAGCUGAGGCCGAUGAAGAAGAAGUGACAGCAAAAGACUCCAUGACCUGCUCCGCGACCCAUCGGACGAACACAUGCUCAGCCACACAUCGGACCAACGCCUGCUGCCCGGCACAUCACACCAAGUGCUGCUAUAGCGCACACAUCCGAUGAAGAGUUCAUACCAGACACAC
Molecule: messenger RNA, 698 nt
Organism: Priapulus caudatus
Lineage: Eukaryota; Metazoa; Priapulida; Priapulimorpha; Priapulimorphida; Priapulidae
Exons: 5
Coding region: 31-678 (215 amino acids)
Source: RefSeq, a predicted model, not a curated record